AGUGAACAGAGCACGGGGCCUGAGCGUCCCUAGUACGGCCUCUGCAUUACGUAACUGCGAAUUUGAGUUGUUCGGGCAAGGCUUGGUUUAUCAGUGUGAAACAGGCUGCUGCAGUCUUUUACUAAUCUAGUUGUGGGCAGACAUUUCCCUUAAGAUAACGAGUGGUUAGCUUAACGUGUUACCAAACUGUAGUCUGACGUAUUUUGCUGACUCUCUACAACGCACAAGGCUCGCUGUGUUUGUAUGGAGCGCGGUUGUGCCGGUCAAAAUGGUAUAACAGCAAAAUGUCCGAGACAGAGCAGCAGUUAAUGGAGACUUCAGAAAACGGCCACGAAGUCACCGAUGAUUUAAACGGAGCCGGCCUCGGUGAAGAGGGUAACGACGACGACGGCGGCGCUGACUGCGGGGAGAGCGCGGAGAUCGACGCGGACGGAAAUUCACAGAACGGCGGCACGGAGGGCGGCCAGAUCGACGCCAGCAAAGGCGAGGAGGAUGCCGGGAAAAUGUUUGUUGGUGGUCUAAGCUGGGACACAAGCAAGAAGGAUCUUAAAGAUUACUUCUCCAAAUUUGGCGAGGUGACAGACUGCACCAUCAAGAUGGACCAGACGACAGGCCGGUCUAGAGGUUUUGGCUUCAUUCUCUUUAAAGAGCCAGCCAGUGUAGACAAGGUUCUUGAACAGAAGGAGCACAAGUUAGAUGGCCGACAGAUUGACCCAAAGAAAGCCAUGGCCAUGAAGAAGGAGCCAGUCAAGAAAAUCUUUGUGGGAGGCCUCAACCCCGAAACCUCGAAGGAAGUCAUCGAGGAGUACUUUGGGACAUUCGGAGAGAUUGAGACCAUUGAACUCCCUCAAGAUCCAAAGACGGAAAAGCGGCGAGGAUUUGUGUUCAUCACAUAUAAAGAAGAGGAUCCUGCCAAGAAAGUUCGGGAGAAAAAAUACCACAAUGUCGGUGGAAGCAAGUGUGAAGUUAAAAUUGCCCAGCCCAAAGAGGUCUACCAGCAGCAGCAGUUUGGCGCACGUGCAUUUGGGGGCCGUGGCAGGAGCCGUGGGGGCCAGAGCCAGAACUGGAAUCAAGGCUACAAUAACUACUGGAACCAGGGAUACAGCCAGAACUAUGGCUAUGGACAAGGCUAUGGAUAUGGCGGCUAUGGCAACUAUGAUUACCCUGCUGGUUAUUACGGCUAUGGGGGUGGCUACGAUUACAACCAGGGCAAUACAAGCUAUGGGAAAACUCCAAGACGUGGAGGCCACCAGAGUAGCUACAAGCCAUACUGAUCACACGUAGUGCAGGUCUAAAGUAAAUAAGAAAAAGAGAUCCAUGGUCUGACCACAGCGAACAUGGGCUCUGGCUUUUCCUUUGGAGUUGGCAGAAAUUUGGACUCAUGCUCCAUUUGUACAGAUCAAGUGAGGAACUGGGGAAGCAAAUGUCACUUUUCCACUUUUUUUAUUUUAUAUUGUUUUGUGUCCAUUUACAUUUCCAGUGAUGGAAGUGUUAUUUUUACUGUACUUUUUGGUACCUUUUUGAAUCUAAUGUAUUGUAUGGUUGUAUUUUUACAUGUCUACUGGAUUUACAGAUGAGCAGGAGCAAGAGCUUGUAAAGCUCACAAAUAAAACAAUUUUUCUUUUUUUUUCUUUUGGUGUUUCUAGAUCUUUAGUUACUUUCUCCCGUGUUGAGAGAUGGAGUUGUGCAUGGCUUCAUAAGUGGGGUGAGGUAAAAAAGGGAUUUAAACUAAUCAAAGGGUUCAUUGUAAGCAUUAUGGAGUGAAUGUUUGCAGAUGGCAAAGUAGACGUAAACAACCAGCAUCUUUUUUUUUUGUCUUUCUUUUUUUUUUCCUUUUGGCUUUUAAGGAGAUUCUUCCCCCUUCAUGUCUGCAAUUUUAAGUGGCUUUACUAGUGUUAUUCAACUGAACGCAAGCCUGUUAAUGUAAGAGGGCACUCCCUCUCUCACUGGAAACUCAUUCCUCUAGUGUCUUGGGCAAAUUGGUAGAAAUAAACUUUUGGUUUAUAUUA
Solea senegalensis (Senegalese sole) is the source of this 2009-nucleotide messenger RNA. It is a transcript of the gene hnrnpaba, whose product is annotated as heterogeneous nuclear ribonucleoprotein A/Ba. Bases 285 to 1274 code for a protein of 329 amino acids. Gene Ontology annotation, molecular function: RNA binding. The transcript is spliced from 9 exons. Gene Ontology annotation, cellular component: nucleoplasm. Lineage: Eukaryota; Metazoa; Chordata; Actinopteri; Pleuronectiformes; Soleidae. Gene Ontology annotation, biological process: regulation of gene expression. The record is from RefSeq and is a predicted model, not a curated record.